CGACGACAUUCUCCUCUCAUCCAUGACGUCCUUCGAGAUCCACGCCAUCACGCUCACCAAUGUACCGGCAGCAGGCACUGAUAUUUUUCCACUACUUCACCCCUACCCAAGCACCUGCAGCUAGGCAUGAUAGACGACGAGGCCACGCUCCGCACGUUAUUCUCAUGAUCCCGAUAGCGCUCUCAGCGCUCGUAUGGCUCGAUCUCGACGGCUUUACGUGGAAUAAACGCGACACUGAACAUUAGAAGCGGCGUGUGCGCCUCCACCCCUUAUGCCGUCGCUCAUCGAGGUCCCAAACUCCGGAAACAGCACGUCAAGGACUCGGACGUCAAGAUGCUCUGCCUUUCAGGUGCAAACAACGUGUUCAAGAGGAAUGGGAUCGAGCGCGACCUGCCACGCCUCAUGGCGCCUAUGCAAGAGUUUUCAUACGACGGAGACGAGGAUCUCGAGUAUAAGCCUCGUGCAAAGGAUAGAGAGGAGGAUUCUGAGGGUGCGGCUGCUGAUGCUGACGAAAAUGGAUCAGCGGAGGAAGAGAACCAGGACUAGGACUUGGGUGGAGAGGAAGAGAUGGCGAUGAACAAGAUGGAGAUGGAGACGACCCAGGCUUGCGGCUGUCUGAGGGCAAAAAGUAACUGGAUAAAGUGGAGUAGGCAUAUCCUAGCGCAGCGAAUCUCUUGGAUAUCCGCUCGUGCAGGUGUAUUGGUGUGUGACAAAAUUCAGUUGAGAGCAAAGACACCCCUCCAAGGCUUCUAUUUGCUAUGUCGAAUGAAUUAUGGUCGUAAAAUCAUCCACAUGGCAUUUCCUACUUGUUACUCUACUUGUUC
Messenger RNA from Phanerochaete carnosa HHB-10118-sp, 824 nucleotides. RefSeq lists its product as uncharacterized. The record is from RefSeq and is a predicted model, not a curated record. Lineage: Eukaryota; Fungi; Basidiomycota; Agaricomycetes; Polyporales; Phanerochaetaceae. Bases 334 to 546 code for a protein of 70 amino acids. The transcript has a single exon.